AUGUCUCUUAUCGCACAUGUUGAUCAUGGAAAAUCGAUACUAACAUAUUUACUUGUAUACAACGUGGGUAUUAUUGUUCAACAACGACCUGACGAAAUACGUUUAACCGACACCCCUUACUUAUUAUGGAUCGUAAAAAAAGGUGAAUAUAUGCAAUUACUUGAAAAAUUAUAUAUUCGAUUACAAGAUUAUGAUCGUGAUAAAUUAGAAGAAGUUGGUGACUCAUUAUUAAAACUUGUUAUGCAACAAUCGUUAUCAGCUGGUGAUAUUCUUCUUACAAUAAUUGCUAUUCAUUUAACAUCAUCUAUUGUAGCACAAUAA
This is a messenger RNA of Rotaria sp. Silwood2, 321 nucleotides long. Lineage: Eukaryota; Metazoa; Rotifera; Eurotatoria; Philodinida; Philodinidae. The record is from the annotation of a GenBank genome assembly.